ACAAACGCAGGGGCGGAUUCAGUUCGUAACGUCAGACGGACACAGAGCUCAAGACAGAAGCGGAAAAAGUUCAACACGUGCUCUCUGUUAACAGCGUAAACUGCAGAACACAAAACUUAAUCUCACUUUAAAUUCGCAACGCAUUUAAAAUCUUACGAUGCCAGCCCAAAUCAUCUGCGGGAAAACGAUCUCAGCUCAGGUAAGAGGGAGACUGAAGGAUGAGGUGGAAGGCAUGAGAAUGACUCAUCCCAAUUUCAAACCAGGCCUUGUGGUGUUACAGGUGGGAGACAGAGAGGACUCAAACUUGUACAUCAGCAUGAAGCUAAAAGCAGCUGCUGAGAUCGGGAUCAGUGCUGUACAUGUGAAGCUUCCACGGACUGCAACUGAAAAUGAGGUUAUGCGCCGUGUAAUGGAAGUCAAUGAGGACUCCAAAAUUCAUGGGCUCAUAGUCCAGCUGCCCCUUGACUCCGUCCACACUAUUAAUACAGAAAGGAUUAUCAACAGCGUGGCUCCAGAGAAAGAUGUGGAUGGAUUGACGUGUAUAAAUGCAGGGAAACUGGCACGUGGUGAUCUUGGAGACUGUUUUAUCCCAUGUACUCCUAAUGGAUGUAUGGAGCUCAUCAAACAAACAGGUGUGUCAUUGGCAGGAAAAAGGGCUGUGGUAAUUGGCCGCAGUAAGAUUGUUGGUGCACCAAUGCAUGACCUUCUGCUUUGGAAUCAUGCAACUGUACUGACCUGUCAUUCAAAGACUGCAGACUUGGCCUCUGAGGUGGGAAAGGCAGACAUAUUGGUGACUGGGAUUGGUAAACCAGAGAUGGUUCGUGGAGAGUGGCUGAAGGAUGGUGCCAUUGUCAUUGACUGUGGUAUUAACACCAUCACAGACAGCAGCAGGCCAAGUGGCAAGAGAAUUGUUGGAGACGUUCACUAUGACUCUGCUAAAGAUAAGGCUGCAUUUAUUACACCUGUACCUGGAGGAGUCGGUCCAAUGACUGUAGCCAUGCUCAUGCAGAACACAGUUCUGAGUGCCAAGCAUUUCCUUCAAGCACAAGAACCUGGGAAGUGGAAUAUAAAUUACACCAAUCUCAACCUGCAACGGCCUGUUCCAAGUGAUGUCACUAUCUCUCGCUCCUGUGUACCUAAACCCAUUGAAUGUCUUGCUGAGGAAGUUGGUCUUUUCUCGGAUGAGGUUGAGCUCUAUGGCAGGACCAAAGCCAAAGUCCAACUGAAAACGAUUGAUCGACUGCAGGCUCAACCUGAUGGCAAAUAUGUGGUUGUUACUGGAAUCACUCCGACUCCUCUGGGUGAAGGAAAGAGUACAACUACAAUAGGGUUGGUUCAAGCACUUGGGGCUCAUCUGAAACUUAAUGCGUUUGCAUGUGUGCGCCAACCAUCGCAAGGUCCAACAUUUGGCAUCAAAGGUGGUGCUGCUGGUGGGGGGUACUCGCAAGUUAUUCCCAUGGAAGAGUUCAAUCUUCAUCUGACUGGUGACAUUCAUGCCAUCACAGCAGCCAAUAACCUGGUAGCUGCUGCAAUUGAUGCUCGUAUGUUCCAUGAAGCCACCCAGUCUGAUAAGGCUCUAUUUAAUCGGUUGGUACCCAUGACUGGAGGUCAGAGGAAGUUUUCCCCAGUUCAGAUCAACAGGCUUGAAAAACAAGGUAUAAAGAAAACUGACCCCAGCACGUUAACAGAAGAGGAAAUCACUCGCUUCGUCAGGCUGGAUAUUGACCCUGAGUCCAUAACUUGGCAGCGCGUGCUGGACACAAAUGAUCGUUUUUUGAGAAAAAUCACGAUUGGCCAAUCUCCAACUGAGAAGGGAUUCACCAGAACUGUGAGCAUCACAAUCCGUGAACUGGUGCCAGAGUCCCAGGCGUACAUGGACCUCCUGGCUUUUGAGCGCAAACUUGACCAAACCAUUAUGAGGAAGAGAGUGGAUAUACAAGAAGCCCUCAAAAGACCAAUGAAGCAAAAGCGGAAACUACGAUUGUACAUUUCAAACACUUUCAACCCUGCCAAACCUGACGCAGAGGACUCUGAGGGCAGCAUUGCAUCCUGGGAGCUGCGUGUAGAGGGCAAGUUGUUGGAUGAUAGAACUUUUAGUACUCGCAUGCGUGUGACAGCCGCUCUCUGUUUGCGUGCUUCGGAUGUGUGCGUCCAGAAAAACGUAUAUCAGAAAAUCUUCGGUAUGGGUCUUUCAGUUCGGACAGACACAAAGGCUGAACUGGAUCUGAUCUGUAAACUAGCCAAAGAGGCAGGAGCGUUUGAUGCGGUGCAUUGUUCUCACUGGGCUGAUGGAGGCGCUGGUGCUGCAGAUCUGGCUAGAGCAGUGCAAAAAGCAGCAGACUUACCCAACAGCUUCAAAUUUCUUUAUGACAUUGAGUUACCUAUUGUAGACAAGAUCAGAAUCAUUGCGCAGAAGAUCUAUGGUGCAGAUGACAUUGAACUUCUUCCAGAGGCCCAACACAAGGUGGACCUGUACAGCAAACAGGGUUUUGCAAGUCUACCCAUAUGUAUGGCAAAAACUCAUCUGUCUCUGUCACAUGAUGCUGAAAAGAAAGGUGUGCCUACUGGAUUUGUUCUUCCAAUUCGUGACAUUCGUGCCAGUGUAGGGGCAGGCUUUCUCUACCCACUGGUUGGCACAAUGCCGACUAUUCCUGGCCUUCCCACUCGUCCAUGUUUCUAUGACAUAGAUCUUGACACUGAGAGUGGAGAGGUUCAUGGACUUUUUUAAUUUUUGGGGGAUUACAGUUUGUGGCAGUCCACAAGGAAUUCCUUCCCCUGGAUUAAAGACCUCGGUCUUCCUCUCAGAUCAGAGGUUAUUUCUAACAGGACAGAUGUGCUGUCAUAACUUUUGAUAUAUUCUGAUCUAUAACAUUUGUCUAUUUUCCUAAUGAAAAUUUCUAAGAAAUAUUUUUAUUAAACUACACUACCCUACACUACUACACUGAGCAAAAAAAAAUAAAUAAUAAAUGAAAUUGUCCAUUACAUGAUCUAAUCCAAAUAUUUUUGUAAGCAGUUUUUUUUUUUCAAUUAAUUGUCAUUUCUGAACUAAUUUUGUAGAUUAAUAAUUGUGAUAUUUCUGUUAAUAACGGUUUUCAAUCUAUAGGGUAGCUAUCUAUCAACAUUUUUUUCACUUAAGUGCCAAACGAGAGUAAAAACUGACUUUGAGUGAAUAAGUGUAAAUACAACUUAAGUCUAUACUAACAUUUGUCAGAUACAUAUUUUUGAUUCUGUUUGAAUGCAUUUACCUUGUGAAUACAAAAUUCAAAUAAAUUGUAACUGAGCUUCAGAUACAGUCUACUU
Molecule: messenger RNA, 3300 nt
Organism: Sinocyclocheilus rhinocerous
Lineage: Eukaryota; Metazoa; Chordata; Actinopteri; Cypriniformes; Cyprinidae
Product: C-1-tetrahydrofolate synthase, cytoplasmic-like
Exons: 25
Coding region: 158-2728 (856 amino acids)
Biological process (GO): tetrahydrofolate interconversion
Cellular component (GO): cytosol
Molecular function (GO): methylenetetrahydrofolate dehydrogenase (NADP+) activity; formate-tetrahydrofolate ligase activity; ATP binding
Source: RefSeq, a predicted model, not a curated record